AUGGGCGGCUCAUUCGCCCAAGGGCCGAGGAAGAGCCACACGAAGCGGCGUCCCGAUGAAGGCGACCGGCUUGUGGGCAAGAUCCGCCGGUAUGGUGUGUGGAUCGUGGCUGCCCUGGUCCUCGUCCCCCUACAACUCCUUGUACUGGCGACGGCAGGUGUGGGAUUCAUGUACAUUUGCAUCAUAGGGGCCCGGAAGCUGGGCAUGCGGCUCCGCGGCGGGGAAUGA
Molecule: messenger RNA, 228 nt
Organism: Colletotrichum higginsianum IMI 349063
Lineage: Eukaryota; Fungi; Ascomycota; Sordariomycetes; Glomerellales; Glomerellaceae
Exons: 1
Coding region: 1-228 (75 amino acids)
Source: RefSeq, a predicted model, not a curated record